UUUGUACCACUUUUAAAUAAAUAAAAACUAAAAUUGGUAACUGUAAACGAACUUCUCGGCUGACAUUCUCGACGUAUAUUUUGUUUUUAGCAGUCUUUUAGCGCCCUCUAGUGUUUCAAAGACGCAGCCUAGUUGAAUGGGUAGAAUAAUAGACGCAAAUUGGCGGUUUGUUUAUAACAUGAAAACACUGUGGCCAGCAGGCUUACUAAUCAAAUAUUAUGAAUCAAAGCAAGCGAACAAAACUAUGUGAACAUUUUUAAUUCCAGAUGUGAACUGCAACGAUUUUUAUAAAUGUAGCUUCCCUUUUUUUUUUCCUUUCCUUCCAUUUCCGCAGGGAAUGGUGACACCUGUGUGUACAGUAACCAACCCCCCUAAUUGAUACCGUUGCUCUGUUUUCAGCAGAGGAGGCCACAGUCUAGCAGAAACACUUUGAGCCAGGUUACAUUUUAAUUGGCUGGGAUCCCCACGGGGGAGCGCGUGGAAGUUUAGGUUCCUUACAGAGAGCUUCACAUGACCACAGACUGUCAAAGCGCUUACCUCGCUUGUCUAUCGCCUCCAUCUGUUUUCAUUGUGUGGAACAGGAUAAUUGCUCCAAAUUUGUCCGUGUUUCUUUUUCUUUUAUUUCCACCAGAGAUGCAAAACCUCACGGUGAGUAGUUGUUUUUUUGCACUAAAAGACACUGGCUUAGUUGUUUGUGAUAUCAACCAACAUCACGAACGAACGAGUGAAAGUAGUAUUAAUGUGCCUGUGCUGUCUGUCAGCCAGAUCAAUGGCGCGAGAUCAUGAACAAAAAAAUGCAGUUCCCUCCAGAGCUCAUCGGCGCCAUCCAGGAAGGGAAAAUGGAGCUGGUUUGCAGCCUGCUCAAGACGGGCGACGGCAUCAUCCGCCAGCUGGACGACUCUGAAGAUCGCCUUUGGAGGGAGGCCCUCAACCUGUCCAUCCGCCUGGGGAGCGACUGCAUCAUGGACGCCCUCCUCCAGGGGGUCAAAUUCGACUUCCGUCAGAUUCACGAGGCCCUUCUCGUUGCCGUGGACACCAACCAGCCGAGAGUGGUCAAGCUCCUGCUGGACCGCCUGGAUCAGGAAAAAGGCAACAAGAUGGACGUGCGCUCCUUCUCUCAAGCCAUCUUUGACCACUCCAUUGACAACUCGCAGUUUGCCCCCGGUGUGACCCCGCUGACCUUGGCGUGCCAGAAAGAUCUUUACGACAUCGUCACCAUGCUGACCCGAAAGGGUCACGUCAUCCCGUGGCCGCACAAGAUCUCCUGCGCCUGCCUGGAGUGCCGCAACGGGCGUCAGUACGACCUGCUCAAGUUCUCCUUGUCCCGCAUCAACACCUACCGCGGCAUCGCCAGCCGCGCUUACCUCUCCAUCACAUCCGACGAUGCCAUGCUCAGCGCUUUCAGCCUCAGCAGAGAACUCCGUAAACUUUCUCGGAAUGAACCAGAGUUCAAGCCUCAGUACCUGAGCCUGGAGGAGCUUUGUCAAGAAUUUGCCGUGGAGUUGUUGGGUAUGUGCCGCAACCAGAGCGAGGUGACCACCAUUCUCAACAGCUGCGGAGACGAGAGCCAGGAGGCUUUGGACGAGCAGGCCUUCGAGGAGGGCAUACCGAACCUGUCAAGGCUACGCCUGGCUGUCAACUACAACCAGAAGCAGUUUGUCGCCCACCCCAUCUGCCAACAAGUUCUAUCCUCAAUCUGGUGCGGCAACCUGGCAGGUUGGAGAGGUAGCAGGACUGCGUGGAAGCUCUUUGUCUCCGUCGGGAUCUUUUUCACAAUGCCCUUCCUCUGCCUCGCCUACUGGAUCGCACCAAAGUCAAAAGUGGGAAAGAUCCUAAAGACUCCCGUCAUCAAGUUCCUUCUUCAUUCCGCUUCCUAUUUGUGGUUCCUCAUCACAUUACUCGGGGAAUCCAUCACCAUGGAGAUGUACCGGGAUACGUUUGCGGCGAGGCAGCAGAACAUCUUGCACAGCUCCUUCCACAUGGUUUGGGUGGUCGGUUUCUUCUGGUAUGAGUGCAAGGAAGUGUGGAUCGAAGGUCUGAGGAGUUACUUCCUGGAUUGGUGGAACUGCUUGGACAUGGUGGUGCUCAGCAUGUACUUGGCCUCCUUCGCCUUACGUGUGCUCAUCAUGCUCAAGGGUCAUUUGUGUCUCGACACAAACAGCUCGGCGGAGGAGUGCGUCUACUUCACCCAGACGGUGCGCGACGACUGGCGUCAGGAGGACCCUCAGUUGAUUGCGGAGGUUCUGUUCGCCGUGACGAGUAUGAUGAGCUUCACAAGGCUCGCUUACAUUCUCCCGGCGCACGAGUCACUAGGAACGCUCCAGAUCUCCAUCGGCAAGAUGAUUGACGACAUGAUGAGAUUCAUGUUCAUCCUGAUGAUCAUCGGAACAGCCUUCCUAUGCGGGAUCAAUAAUGUCUACGUCCCUUAUGUCAUCUCACCGCGUCUCGGCAGGUUUAACGAGACGUUUCACUUUCUUUUCUGGACCAUGUUCGGUGUGGCCAACCAGGAAUACGUGGACAUGCCGCAGUUUGUCUUGGCCGAAGUUGUCGGACGGAUUCUGUACGGAAUCUUCACGCUUGUCAUAGUCAUUGUCUUACUCAACAUGCUUAUUGCUAUGAUCACCAACUCCUUUCAGAAAAUUGAGGACGAUGCAGAUGUGGAGUGGAAAUUUGCCAGAUCCAAGCUAUAUCUCAGUUACUUCCGAGAGGGCCUCACCAUGCCCGUCCCAUUCAACAUCAUCCCUUCCCCAAAAGCUUUGUUUUACAUAUUAAGGGGCAUCUUUAGGCGCAUCUGCUGCUGCAUGAACUGUAAUUCUGCAAAAUAUCCACCAAUAGCUUCUUUGUGUGACAAAAAGGGCUCCGAGGACAACCAGGUUCCGUACCGUCAGCAGGUGAUCAGAGCUCUGGUGCAACGAUACAUCGAAUCGGCUCGGAGGGAGUUUAAGGAGACCAAGAGGAAAGAUAUCGGUAAUCGCAUCACCGAGCUGAGCAAAGGCGUCUUGAGGAUGCACAAUGACUUGAAAAUGGUCCAUCACCACUUGGUCGAUGAAAGUCACCGUACGGCCGACGAGCUGUCGAAAGAAGGCUCGUCAUUCCUCGGCAAAUACAUCUUGGGCGCCAAAAAUAAUUUCAGAGGCUUUAACAGCCAGCUGGAUCAGAAAAGCACGUCACGUGACGUAAUGGUGCAUCACGGAGAGGAGGAGGAGGAGAAAACAAAAGGCCAAACAGAUGAAAAGGAGCGUUGCGAGGGCGAAGACACGAGCUCCAGGCUUUCGUCACACGGGGAUUUGGUCAAGAUGGAGGAAGGGCGAGUUCAGGCAGAAAAAGAGCAGAUAGACGCUAACAAAAGUGACAACGCAAAUGAGAUCGCUCCAGCUAAACAUUUCAAUAUAGAAGAAGAAAAGAAGAUACUUUCUGAAAGCCCCAAAAAAAGAAUCAGUGAAGACAAAGAAAAUAUGCGCAAUACAUUUGAAGAGAUAGAAUUACAAGAAAACAAAGUGGAGGCCGGGUGGGUGAACGGGCGACAGCGUGAGCCAGAUAUUUGCGGAAGAUGUGAUGAUGAGGGUGAAAAUUUAGAGAGCCAGACAAAAAUAGCUUCACCAUCAGGCAGCAGCAGUUCUCGGGACACGGGAUUUGGUUCUGAAGAAGGCGAGGCAUCCAUUGAUGACACAGAAAGCAAGACGCUAGCUGAGUAACAUUGUUAGUUUGAGAAAACACUUCAUUCCAGUCCACAAAGUUGUUUUCCUUCUUAGUUAAUCUUUCAGAUCCAGAAAAACCCGUUUUCACAUUCUGAAUAAAACAAGCUUUGACUCUGGCAAAUAUUUGUGUUAGUACAAUAAUUCCGCUCAGUAAAAUUAAGCAAGCUUGACGUUUCAAUUUUGUGUUUCUUGAGGGGAAAAAAAUUAUAUAGCUAGCUAUAUGAUGCAUUAUGAAUGACAAUUUUCACAACAAUUAAAAUGGAAACAAA
This is a messenger RNA of Syngnathus acus (greater pipefish), 3967 nucleotides long. RefSeq names its product short transient receptor potential channel 2-like. Gene Ontology annotation, cellular component: membrane; cation channel complex. Gene Ontology annotation, biological process: regulation of cytosolic calcium ion concentration; calcium ion transmembrane transport; manganese ion transport. The transcript has 12 exons. Bases 783 to 3695 code for a protein of 970 amino acids. Gene Ontology annotation, molecular function: store-operated calcium channel activity; inositol 1,4,5 trisphosphate binding. Lineage: Eukaryota; Metazoa; Chordata; Actinopteri; Syngnathiformes; Syngnathidae. The record is from RefSeq and is a predicted model, not a curated record.